AUGCGUCUAUUGACUGCCGGGCUGGUGCUGCCUUCGGCGGCGCUGGCAGCAAGGGUUCUUCUUUCCGCCGGGGAUGAGGGCAUCGGUGCCAGGCGGCACGCCUUCAAUUCUGCCAGCGCGGACGGGGCAGGGCCGCCGGCGGAAGAUCCGGCAGAGCUGCCUCCUGAGUGGCAGCAACGGCUCGAGGUCUCCGAUCGCCUGGCACAUGGGGGAUAUGGGACGGUGUACAAGGUCAAGAUCACGUGCGGCGAGAGCCACGGCGCCGACUUGGCCCUGAAGGUCGCUCGUCCCUCUGCUUCGGCCGAGAGGGAGGCGAGCUGCUCAGGCUGCUGUCCUUCGGGAGAUGCAUGGCGUCAGCGACUACUGCUCCAGCACUGUGGGAAAGCCCGACUUCAUAGACUAUCGAGGCUCUCACUACAUCCUCAUGCCCUACAU
This is a messenger RNA of Symbiodinium sp. CCMP2456, 435 nucleotides long. The record is from the annotation of a GenBank genome assembly. NCBI's taxonomy places the organism in Eukaryota, Dinophyceae, Suessiales, Symbiodiniaceae.